This is a messenger RNA of Erythranthe guttata (spotted monkey flower), 1386 nucleotides long. Its product is annotated as PGR5-like protein 1A, chloroplastic. Lineage: Eukaryota; Viridiplantae; Streptophyta; Magnoliopsida; Lamiales; Phrymaceae. Gene Ontology annotation, biological process: photosynthetic electron transport in photosystem I. The record is from RefSeq and is a predicted model, not a curated record. Gene Ontology annotation, molecular function: oxidoreductase activity, acting on iron-sulfur proteins as donors. Gene Ontology annotation, cellular component: chloroplast thylakoid membrane.
ACAUUCUCACUUACCUUAUCUUCAAGCUGUCCCCUCUUCCCCCCAAAAACCAUCAAAUUUGCCGUGUGCGCAGAUCACCAAAUGCAAUCAUUAUUCAAGCCCAAACCCCGCCAAAUAUUCUCCUCCUCCCAACGCCGCCGCCGCCGCCGCGAAUGGCAUCCAGACUUGGCUUCACUGUGGCGAAACCACGAUCCUUCACUGGCCGAUUUAGAAAACCAUUAACUUCUGUCCCUUCUUUACUGACUUCUGCUUCUGGAGUUCAAUUUGGUGCUACGAAACUGUCGUUCACGCGCCGGCUGUUGGUUGUUUCUACCAAGGCAACCGGCGAUCAACCAGGUCAAGUCCGAGAAAACGAGACUAUUGACAGCAAUGUCCUGCCUUAUUGCAACAUAGAAAAGGAUCAGAAAAAGUCUUUGGGAGAAAUGGAACAGGAAUUUCUUCAAGCACUUCAGGCAUUCUAUUAUGAAGGAAAGUCUAUCAUGUCUAACGAGGAAUUUGAUAACCUUAAGGAAGAACUCAUGUGGGAAGGGAGCAGCGUUGUAAUGCUAAGUGCUGACGAACAAAGGUUUUUAGAAGCUUCAAUGGCUUACGUAUCUGGAAAUCAAAUUAUGACGGAUGACGAGUAUGAUAAACUGAAACAAAAACUUAAGAUGGAUGGGAGCGAAAUUGUGGUCGAGGGUCCUCGAUGCAGUCUCCGUAGUAGAAAGGUUUAUAGUGACCUUUCUGUCGACUAUCUCAAGAUGUUUCUUUUGAAUGUACCGGCUGCAGUCGUUGCAUUAGGACUGUUUUUCUUUCUUGAUGAUUUGACCGGAUUCGAAAUCACCUAUCUUUUAGAGCUUCCAGAACCGUUCAGUUUCCUCUUCACGUGGUUUGCGGCUUUGCCGUUGAUACUGUGGUUGUCUUUCACCAUUACAAACAUCAUCGUUAAAGACUUUUUGAUCUUAGUGGGACCCUGUCCGAACUGUGGCACGGAAAACACUUCAUUCUUUGGUACCAUAUUGUCGGUAUCUAGCGGUGGUUCUGUCAACACACUGAAAUGUUCCAACUGUGGAACAGAGAUGGUGUACGAUUCUAAGGCUCGACUGAUUACACUUCCUGAAUGAAGUGAGACACGAGUUCAGGAUAUAUUUCUUUUCUAAAUAUAAUGUAACAUCACCGGGGCAGACAUGAUGGAUUUGGACGUUGAAGAUGAAACGAAUGUAAGUUAUUGUAAAUGUGUGUAUAUGUAUGUAUUAUCUUAUAUAGACUCUUCGCUAGUUUGAAGACAACUCUUUGGAAAUUUACCACUUGGUUUUAUACUAUCUUAGGAUAUCCUUGUUGUCUUGAAAACUCAAGUCUAAUGUCUAAAGACGAUCUUUUUUACCGGUUAAAUAAUCGGGUAGUUUU